AAAAGGGAUGCAUUUAAAACACAAAGCCGGCGACAGGAAUAAGGAAUACGACCAAAGACUGUUUGUGUGUUUUGAAAACAGGCCUGAUGGUUGCCAGUGGGUUGGAACGGAGACCCAAGGAGUGAGAUCCAACAUCCUGUAAACAGAGGGCCAUGCAUGUUGCACUGCGACCACGCAGGUAAGGCUCAGCAUUGUUAGACCAGUGGCUAAUUAGUGGCCAGGAAGUAGUACAAAUGUACAAAAGAAAGUAACUGAUGCAGUGCGCCUCAUCCAUGCCUGUCCCUGCAGUGUACACUGACAUUUUGCUUAACUUGCUUUAGCUGGCUGAAAGCAAAAAAUGAAAUUUUCAUUCUCAUCUUGACAGCUGAUAGGUCUGAGUGGCACCUCCCAGUGACUGUUAGGCUCGUUGACAAAGCACAGCAUAAUUGAUUAUAUUCAUGAUUACAUGUUCCUUUUACGUGGAGCUGGUAUGUAACAUCAUCUACAGAUAUUAGGCCAACUAAGCAGUAUUUUAAUAUGAUUUCUCCUGUGCAGAUUUACAGCUCUGAUACUUUUCCAUACUGUAUAUGUCCUCAACCAAAGACACAUGAAGUCGUGAUGAGUGCUGUGACAGCUUUGAUGAAAUGCAGAUUGAUAGAAUGAAAUGGAAAUAAUUUGUUUGGAUCUGAAUCUAGAGCUUUAUGGGCACUGGGAGAGCCUGAACUGUUUGUGCAUGUACUACAGCAUGUUUCUUUGGGUAAGGGUUGUUGGGUUUACUGGCCUGAUAAAAGAAAGAGUGAAGUGACUGCUCUCUCUGCCCCAGUUAAACCCAAGGCUGGGAGCCCAUGUGAGCAGAAAGCAGACACAUGCUAUAAUGGCACAUCACGCUUUCAAUAUUUGUUUUGACACACCAGGGUCCUCACGUGAUGUCAUGGAACUAUUUAGUUCUCCACAUACUCACGGCAAAGUCAGGCUGUAUGUUUUUAUUGCAUCAAAUCCGCUCUUAAAAAUCAAAUGUAUAAAGUUAAAAGGAGAUUUAACUAGUUGGUUAUGACACAAAUUAUUAAAAGGUGGCCUUUUAUGUCAUGUCCUAUAUGUAUUUAGACAUACUAAGAAAAUAUAAAUGUGACAUAUCUGAAAUUGUUUACUCUAUUGCAUAUACUGUUGUGUAUGUGCUAAUUAAAAAUAUAUACUGGGCAUGUACAAAGAUUGUAGCUCAACCCAUUUGAGAAAAUAGAAAUUAUAAUUUGAGUAAAACAUAGGUCUAUUGAGUCAGCUGUAACAUCUGAAAUUGAGAGUGCAAACUAGUUAGCAAGCUAGCAGGAAAGUAAAGGUUAAAUUUAGCUAUAGUUAGCUAAAAAUAAUGGAAAAAUGAUUGACGUUGAUAGACAAAAGUAAUGAAUAAAUAGUUCAAAUAGAUAUUAGAUAAAUAUUAGUUAGAUAAAUGUAAUGCGGAUAAACAGUUUAGUGGAGGUAAAAGAAAUGGAUAAAUGGCUGAAGUAUGUAAGAUAGCUAAAACUAAUAAAUAAACAGUUGAGCUAGUUAGCUAAAAGUAGCCUAGCAUAAACAGUUAAAACAGGUAGCUAUGGAUAAAUGGUUGAAACAGUUACCUAAAAGUAAUCGAAAAGGGUUGAAAUUGUUAGAUUAAAGUAGCCUAAUGAAUAAAGUUUUUAAAUUGUUACAAGUUGCUUAAAGUAAUGGAUACAUACUGUACAUGCUUGAAAUCUUUAGCUAAAAGCAAUUGAUAAAUGGUUGACAGUUGAAGUUUCUGUGACCCCAAGGUAGAUGUUGAAUGCAAACCUACCCAAACAACCUAAACAUUGACAGUUACAAUAACAUAAAAAAAUAUCCCCCAAAAAAAAGCGGUUGGGUAACUGUAUGCUGUUUGCUGUAGCAUUUCAAGAGGUGUCUUGGUGUAUUGUGCCCUCUAGUGGUUGCCUGGUGCUCUGUCUGUGCCUCUCUGUGUUCACCCUGCUGCUGCAGAGCCUCUGGGUGCCACUUGAGAUGACCAGGGAUGAACCUGCUGGGAGGUCACCUGAGGAACAAGGUCAGCGUGGGCUCGGCUUUCACAGGCUGGCUCUUCGCUUGGAGGCUUUGAGUACUCAGGUGCAGAGGCUGAGCAGAGAGAGAGAUGUCACCCAGCUGACCAGAGAUGAUAUCAGUCUUUUGCUGCAGAGCUUUAGAAAGGACCAGCAAGGCUUAGCCCGUUUGGUGGAGAGGGAGCUGAAGAGAGUGUCUCAGAAGCUUGACCAGCUCAGCCGUCAUCAGCACCAUCACCAUCCCCAUCAGUCUCACACACCAUCCCCAAAUGAUGACCUCAGACUACACACAGGGCCCAAUGAGAAGUGUGAGGUGCCAAUGGAUCGUGCGUAUCCGGUGUGUGCGGAGAAAGUGGAGUUCCUGCGGACCCGUUGGCAGUCAGACCCCUGUUAUGCCUUUUAUGGGGUGGAUGGUACCACCUGCUCCAUAUUGACAUACCUUAGCCAAAUAGAGGACUUUUGUCCCCCUCGUCUUGGAAGAAACCACUCUGCGCUGCCAUGGCACCAGAAACCUCACUCCUACACAGAGAAGGCCGAGAUACGUACAACUCUGAGCCCACUGCAUGGGGUCAUCAGCAACAACAGUGGUGCUGCCGUAAACUUCAUCCGGUCCAGAGUGGAAAGGAUGUCUAAACGGUGGAUACAGGCUGCUGUGAGGAUGAGGCAGAGCAGCAACAAGACAGCCUCGACCCAGAUGAGGGUGCUGCUUUAUCCUGGGGCCCUGGCUGGGAGUAUUGGCCAGCGUUUUGAGGCCCUGGUGGAGAGAGGGGGUCCUCUAGGGGAGCUGGUCCAGUGGGCCGACCUCAGCGCCUGUCUGACAAUCCUGGGCCACAACCUAACCUUCAGCACCUCACAGCAACAACUCCACAGCCUGGUAGGUGCUGCGCCAGGCCGAGGCAGUUGUCCAAUCCAGAGGCCUCUGACCUAUGACCUCAUCUACACUGACUACCAUGGUCUUGCUCAUCUUCAAGGCGCCAUGGGACUGGCUUUCCUGCAUUACCAGUGUCGCUUCAGAAUCCUGGACUCUUUUGGCACUGAACCAGCCUUUAACUCGGGGAGUUAUGCUCAUAGUCAUGGAUAUAAAACACUGUGGGGCAGCUGGGGUCUGCAACCUCUGCAGUACAUGACCAUGUUCCCUCAUACUCCUGAUAACUCCUUCCUGGGCUUUGUGAGCGAGGAGACAGCGAGGGACGAGGCGAGGGAGGAAGAGCUGGAGCCAGACACCUACAGGAAAGACAGGAUAGCAGUUGUUUACGGCAAACAGGACUACAUGUGGCAGGGCAAAUCUGAGUAUGUGGAGGUGAUCAGUGAAGAGCUGGAGACCCACGCUACAGUCUACCAGCCUCCAGGACUCGCCUCUAAUCUGCCCAGCUUCAUCAGAAACCACGGCCUGCUGACUCAGGAACACUUCCUACGACUUCUCCGGAGAGCCAAGGUGUUUGUAGGUCUUGGGUUCCCCUAUGAGGGUCCAGCUCCCAUUGAGGCAAUAGCACUGGGCUGUGUCUUCCUUCAGCCACGAUUUGACCCACCACACUCAUCAGACAACAAUGACUUCUACAAAGGCAAGCCCACCACAAGACAGAUCUCCUCCCAGCACCCUUAUGUUGAGAAAUACAUCGGCAAACCCCACGUGUGGACUGUAGAUGUGACCAACAAGACUGAUGUACGGGAGACUGUCAGAGCCAUUCUUCGCACAGAGUUGAAGCCUUUCACUCCUCGAGAGUUCACAUGUGAGGGAAUGCUGGAGAGGGUUCGCAGUUAUAUCGCUCACCAGAAUUUUUGCAGUAAAUCUGUCCCUACUUGGCCACCAGAAAGCACCCUAAGGGUGCACCUGGGUCCGCUGGGUCAGUCAUGUGUCAGUGUGUGUCGACGGUCCUCCCUAGUGUGUGAGCCUGCUCUGUUUCCCAACCUAAACAGUCCUGCUGCAUUCGCCAGACUCGGGAUAGGCUGCUCCAGCAUGGAGCAGGAAGUCAACCACCUGUUUCCUUCCUACAGCCCUUGGGGUCGACACUGUGGUCUUCAGCAGGAGCCUCUGCUGUUCAGUUGUGCCGGCUCCGACCCCUCUUACCGCAGACUGUGUCCCUGCAGAGCUCACCUACCUGGACAGGUGGCACUGUGCCCCGAAUGCCUCUAAACAACACUGUGAGAGAACUCAGGAAAUAGGGGGAAAGGGAAGAUGAAAAAGGUUGGAUGAAGAAUUGAUCUCGACCAAAGAGAGCCGGCUGUCCUGCCAAUGCUAUUGAAAGCUUUGUGGUCUACACGCCAAAGUUGAAAGAUAGUAGAUAGUAGAUAGUAGUAGAGUAUCUGUUUUAUUAAUUUGUGCACAUUGAUAUAAUUUGAAUAAUCUCAGUAAGCAUACCUGGCAUUUAGGUUUUCACAACAAUUGUACUUAUGUUGUGCCAAGUGGGUAAAGUUUACUUCUGUAAAAAUUCAAAUAUGGCAGGGUGCAUCCACAUUCUAGAUUUGUCCAAUUCAAUUGUUAUGGACAAUACUUUUUGUUUUGUUUUUUCAUGACAAUCAUUACUCAGGUACCAAAAAUGAAUGACUGUCAUUUCAUAAGUGUUUUACGUGUUGAAGGAUGAUGAAUUCAAGGCCUGGUGUCUUGUGGUGCAGAAUGAAAUCCCUCUUGUUUUUGUAGCUUUUCGUUGAUCCCUUAAGCAAAACAGUUUUUAAAAGAGAGGCAAGAUUCACUUUAGGGAAAAGGUGUAUUUAAAUAUAAGUGAGAAGGUGCACUUAUGACACUAAAGCCAUUUAGUACAGUGCACUGCAAUAUCUAAUCAUUAAUUUGCUUGCAGUAAUGUAUCACACCGGUCAGCGUUACAUGGGAUUACCACUCAUGUAACCCCUCAAUGCAUUGCUGGCUGCAAAUAUUAGCCCGGGCCUCGGAGGAGAGCGGGUGACAGCCUAAGUGAUGAGGCUCAUUAUCUCAGUGAAUCAUGGAUAACCUCAGGAUGCCUUUGGGAGGUCACAGCCAUAUGACCAUGAUUAUACUGUCAUAUAAACCAUUGGUUCCCAACCGUCUUUAACUUAGGAAACCCCCUCAGCUCUGUUUAAACCCAAGCCCCCCUGCCAGUAUAGGCAGAACCUCAUUGUUUGUCUUUCAAACACAUAUUUUGCGUCAUUUAGACCGGGAAAAAAGUCACUGAAGGCAGGAUUAAUGAUGUUUUCUUGAGUUAUUUUACUAGAAAUGUUGAUCAUAACAGAUGACUCAUUUUGCGUUCUUGCAAUUGCGCCAAUAUUAUUCCUUGACUGCUUCAUGACCUACAGAUACUUAAAGCUGCCCCCCCCCAAGGGUAUUUUGCACCCCAGGUUGAUAUGAACAAACAUGGAAACUUUACAGUAUAUACAGUGAUUUGGUUACAUGACACAGACAAAGAGAGGUUUUAAGCCUGAACGUUUCCAUUUCAGAAGCCUCAAAUGUUCACACAGACUUAUCCCAUCAUCCUGCCUGCUAAACAGCUUGUGAAAGAAACAAAUGAUAACAACUAAAGGCCAAACUACAGCCCACAGCCUGUGUUGUAAGUGAUGGGGUGCUGGAUUAACAUGGCGCAGCUGUUAGCAAAGAUGGCUCCAACAAUGGCAACAAGCUGCUAUUUUGAAUCGGGUCAAUGUGAGGUUUUUCUUGGAAAGUACACACUAAUGAAUGUUAGUUAAAUGUUACAUUAAUGUUAAUUGGCAGAACAAGAGACCUUUUACGCCUGCUACACUUCAUGUGACCAGAACAUAUUGUCACUCAGGGAUCAGACCGCUCAGGGCUGCGACGACAGGACUGGCCGACUAUGUGAUUGACCAGUAAAUGCCAGUGAAACGGUCCAUGAAAAUAACAUUUGUGAUGACUUUGGUGAAUUCAUUUGGACCUGUCGAAUGUGACUUUUACUUAAUUAGCUGAACGGUCCAAAGAUGAUGGAAAGGAACUUGUGUUUAUGUCAGAAGGCUGUUUGGAUUGAAGGAAAAUAAAAGUUGCUUUUGACUCAGAGGGACGACUCUGAAGCUAA
Messenger RNA from Perca fluviatilis (European perch), 6013 nucleotides. RefSeq names its product alpha-1,6-mannosylglycoprotein 6-beta-N-acetylglucosaminyltransferase B-like. NCBI's taxonomy places the organism in Eukaryota, Metazoa, Chordata, Actinopteri, Perciformes, Percidae. The record is from RefSeq and is a predicted model, not a curated record. Gene Ontology annotation, biological process: protein N-linked glycosylation. The coding region runs from base 1858 to 4152 and encodes 764 amino acids. The transcript is spliced from 18 exons. Gene Ontology annotation, cellular component: Golgi apparatus. Gene Ontology annotation, molecular function: alpha-1,6-mannosylglycoprotein 6-beta-N-acetylglucosaminyltransferase activity.